Molecule: messenger RNA, 840 nt
Organism: Arabidopsis lyrata subsp. lyrata
Lineage: Eukaryota; Viridiplantae; Streptophyta; Magnoliopsida; Brassicales; Brassicaceae
Exons: 1
Coding region: 118-681 (187 amino acids)
Source: RefSeq, a predicted model, not a curated record
GUCAAAGUUAAUAAAGAAAAAAAAAAGAAACCGGAAAAACUCAAAAAAAUAUUUUCUUAUCCAAACAGGUCACAGGAAGAGAGUGAUAGAGAGAGAGACGCGAAGCUCUUAAAAAAAAUGGCGAUAACACCUCUACGAAUCACCAACCCAUUCCCAUCUCUGCGUUUUAUUCCCGCCGGGAAAUCCAAUGCUCCGAGACUCCUUACCUUCCGCGCCACCGACGUUGAGUCCACGGAGGAGACUCAACCCGACCCGGAAACAACAACCCAGUCAGAAUCCGGCACUGAUCCGGACCAAUUCGAGUCUCGUCUCUCAAACAUCAGACUCAGAUACCGAAGCGGGACGGGUAAGAAAGCAGAAGUGAGAAAAUCGAAGAAAGGGUCAAGUGGGUCUCCGUCAAAAGGCUCGGGAAUGUAUUUGCCGCCGGUAAGCUUGAAAGAGGCGGUUUCAGGUGGUUUGAAAGUGGAAUUAGGGUUUAGCUCGUACAGUGAAAGGAUCAACGGGAGGAUUGCGGGAUUAGGGCUCAUGGCUUUGCUUCUUGUUGAGCUUGCGACGGGUAAGAGUGUGUUGAAUUACCACACGCCUUCUGUGGUGUUUCUUCAGAUCUAUUUUGUUGCGGCUGUUUCUGCUAUGUUUGUCAAGAUUGAGAAGGAAAAGGUUAGUGUUUGGCCUAAGGAUUAAGAAAGACUUGAGAGAUUGUGAAAUGUUGUUGCUUUUGUGUUUGAAAUGUGUAAUGCUUUUGUUUAUGUAUGUAUGUAUUUGUAUACUCACAGAGUUCAAGAUUAUGGAUAUAAGAUUUUACCAAUAAAGAAUCUCACUUUGGAGGAGUUUGUUGUUGUU